AUGUUCCGAGCACGCAAACAGCUUGGCAAGCGACAAACGGCGGACAGCGGCAAUGGCUUUCGUCCGAAGAAGUUCCGGACGGAUCAGCAGGUACCGACGAUCGACGAGGGACAAAGGGGAGCUACGGAUGGUACAGUGCCGGACGGUGGCGCGGUAGCAAGCGGCGAACGGGAGGGCGAGGACGCGACCGCGAACAUGAGCAAGUACGCGCGACGUAUUGUGCGGGGCCAGACGGGCAAUGUUGUGCUGGAUUGUGAAAUUCCACGGUACGGUACACCGGUGGAACGGAAGCGCUGUCGGAAGGCGGGUGACUUCGUGAUCGGUUACGAGCUGGGCACCAGCCCGGGCGUCCCGCAGACGCAGUAUUUGGCCCGAAAGCAGGAUAGCAACGAGUUCUAUCUGUUGAAGAUACUCAGCUUUGAUCCGGAAACGGAAAUCGUGGACAAAGAAACGCUGCAGGGCAAGGUGUUGCUGCACAAUGAGUUCACGCUGCUCUCGAUGCUGGACGAUUUGGAUGGCGUCAUUCAUCAGCACGGAUUUUUUAGCGAUUAUGCAUUCGAAGAGCGUCAGGUCGAACGGGACGAUGGUACGGUACAGUCGAUCUAUACCGGCCGCAUCCGGCGUCGGUUGAUUCUCGUGCUGGACUGUGUUCAUGCGCAUGAAUUCUGUGACGAAUCGUCCGCAUUCAUCAGCCUCCAGCGUCAUAUCUCGGUGGCACGGCUUAGCGAGCGGGAUGCGCUGGAACUGUUCUACGAGGUGGUAAAGGUGGUAGAACAACUGCACGCUCGUAACAUCAUCCAUCGGGAUCUGAAGCUGAACAACAUUGUGCUCGACCGGCGUACGGGACGGAUUGUGCUUACGAACUUUUUCCUCGGGAAGCAUCUCAUCAACGAGCAGGAAUGUUUGUUUGAUCAGCGCGGAAGCCCGGCAUACAUUUCGCCCGAUGUGCUGGGUGGCAAACCGUACCGGGGAAAACCGUCCGAUAUGUGGGCGCUUGGGGUCAUCUUAUACACGAUCGUGUACGGAAAGUUUCCCUUUCUGGACACGACACCGUCCGCACUGUUUCGGAAAAUUCGUGAAGCGGAUUAUACCAUUCCGAGCGGUUUCAACACAACGCAUGAGACGAAGAGCCUCAUCAAACGAAUGCUGACCCUCAAUCCGGAUGAACGUUUGACCGCGUGUGAGGUGCGCAUUGAACUGGAAACAAACCUGCGCAAGUUUCGUCGACCAAGGAUGAAUUGUGAUCAGCUCGUGCCGGAAAUUGUGGACGUAGUACCAUCAUUAGCGGCAUUAUCAUUUUCGUCGGAUAAACCCGCGGCCCAAGGCGAUCAAUCGAUCCCAACCGGGAAGGAACCCGUUGCCGGAUCUUCCACUGUUGCACCGACGAAGGUGGAUACGUACGUAAAUGGUUCGGUGAAGAAGAACGCCAACCCGUCUCCUAAGUUCGAUCUAAGCGCGGAACCCUUUUCCCGCAUCCUUGAAGCUAACGUUAAUCAAUGCCGUGCGGGAGAAACUUCCAAGCCGAAGGGUGAACGCACGUUUAAGGUGAAGACCACGACGUAUCGGUUUACUCCUACUUCCAUGACGAAUCAGCUGUAUCGGCAGCAUGAUAUUGGGGAAGUAGUUGCCGAAGGAUUACUCUCGGGAGGUUCUCCAAAUUCCGCAUCAUCGGAACAACAGCCGACAGUUGGUGGUAGACGUUCGAAUGCUUCGACUACUAGCGCUACCGCCAGUGGUACUGGUGAGCAGUCGACGUCGUCCAAUGCAGGUCGGAAUUGGAGUCGAUUUAAUUUUAACUUGAAUCUGCAAUAUAGCGCGAGCUCGUAUAACAGUGCUGCCAGGGCCGUUGCUGCGGCAAUCGCUGCCGUGCAUAAUGUUGGAACUUCCAGUGCCAUGAAUCGUGCACGAAUGGAAAGAAUCCGCAAUGACCCGAACGGCAACCGUAACGGUUCCAACGCAACAAACGACCGUCCAUCUUUGCCCCGGCUGGUGAGUGUUAGUCAAACUGUCCGCACGGUAAGAUCAGCCAAUGGCCUACAGAACCCCCAACAAGUAUCGGCUCCAUCGUCACUACCCAUCGCCGGACCGGAUGCGACUGGCCCGGAACCCUUCGCAUUAGAUCAAACUGUGAAUCGACCGUCGCUGGGUACGCUAACACCGGCGGCACAGCGACUGUAUUCCAUCAUGAACUACAUAUCGGUGAAUAAUCGCGGUCCCGUGGUUGGUAAUAAUCAACCAACCACACCAGCAACGGUUCCGGCAGUCGCUCCAAUCGCCGAGAACGAUUCGGCUCUGAUCGGGCUCGACUUUAACGGCAUCAUUACACCGGACAUGGCGGACAAGAUUGUUGCGUACUUGAUCGUAAAUUUGCGCAGUCUCGACUGGGUCGCGAACGUGUUCCGUUCGAUCGACGGUGGCGUCAAUGAUGCGGAGCUGCGUGUUAACAAUCUGCUUGAGCUGUUGCGCCAGCUCGGCGUACGGAUGGAGGCCUGCAACGGGCAGAUUGUGAUCCGGGCCGAGCAGACGCGCGACCGUAUGCAGUUCCUUAGCUUGCUGCUCCGGAUCGCUGGCUAUAAUGAUAAGUACUUUCACCAGCGGUCUUCUUAG
Messenger RNA from Anopheles marshallii, 2607 nucleotides. Its product is annotated as serine/threonine-protein kinase MARK1-like. Gene Ontology annotation, molecular function: ATP binding; protein kinase activity. The record is from RefSeq and is a predicted model, not a curated record. Lineage: Eukaryota; Metazoa; Arthropoda; Insecta; Diptera; Culicidae. Gene Ontology annotation, biological process: protein phosphorylation. The transcript is spliced from 4 exons. Bases 1 to 2607 code for a protein of 868 amino acids.